Guyanagaster necrorhizus is the source of this 2077-nucleotide messenger RNA. Its product is annotated as monooxygenase. The record is from RefSeq and is a predicted model, not a curated record. The coding region runs from base 484 to 1869 and encodes 461 amino acids. The transcript is spliced from 5 exons. Lineage: Eukaryota; Fungi; Basidiomycota; Agaricomycetes; Agaricales; Physalacriaceae. Gene Ontology annotation, molecular function: monooxygenase activity; FAD binding.
CAACGCCGGGCAGAGUCCCGUUUUGUGAUGCGAUUUUACGAAGCUGCUCACACGCCGUUCGCGCUCCAAGAACAAGCACUAACGUAUUGUUCUAAUUUCUCUGCUUUCAUAUCGAGACUAUAUAUCUUACUGAGGACUCGCUUCAUAUUCAACAAACAGAUUUGCCUCAGCUUCCACUUUCUUGGCUUCGAUUUAACUGGGAAGACUAGCCAUACUCGCGGAUUAACGGGUCUUUGCUGAGCUGAUUUGGGAAGAUGACUCCGACACCGUGUUCUAUAGACGUCUCUACCCAUCCCCAUCUGAAGGUUGAAUGCCAUAAUCCAAGCGAUAUUUCGCAUUCAACUUAGUCAACUUAGUCAACUUAGUCAAUCUCAUCUUGUCUUUUCUUUCCCCGCAACCCGAAACUAUGCAUCAUUCGGCGUUAUAAAGCUCGAUGGUACAUCUUCAUGAACAUUACCUCCAACUAACAUCACCUCUGUCAUCAUGGCUGAAAACAUGCUUCGCGAACCGCUCUCUGGCAUAGACAUCCUCAUCGUCGGGGGUGGCCUUGCAGGCUUGACCGCUGCCAUCGAGUGUCAUCGCAAAGGCCACAACGUUCGUGUCGUCGAACGUCGACCUGGGCUCGAUCCCUUUGGUGAUAUAAUCGCCAUCCAACCCAGCGCACUCUGCACUAUGCGCAAGUGGCCCGGGUUCCUUGACCAGCUCUUUGAAAACGAAUUUGGGGCCGACCUCCACUUGUACAAGUUUGACGGGACCCUCAUCGGGGUUUUCCCUAGCUUAAGUGACUAUACUCCAACUACGGGCGAACGCGCUACUGCCUUUAGCCGUCUGGAAGUCCAUCGGGCGUUGCACAAGUACGCCACCUCGCUUGGGAUCUCCGUUGAGCAUGAGAUUAGCGUCGUGGACUACUCAGAGACUGCCGAUAAGGGGUUUGCUAUCCUUGCAGAUGGCACUAAGCUUGAGGCGGAUCUUGUGAUCGCUGCAGAUGGCGUAGGAGGUAAGGGAUGGGGUAUCGUGAGUGGGAAGAAGGAACAGCCUAUCAGCAGUGGCUAUGCAGUCUAUCGAACGACCUUCUCGCUCGAGCAUGCAUUGAAGGAUCCCGUGCUGGCGAAGGUGUGCGAAGGCGAUGGCUCCUAUACAGCUGCCUAUAUAGGCUUCAAUACGCAUAUAGUCGUGGGCAAGAACAAGAACGUUGUUUGCUGGAUGAUGACCUAUCUUGACGAUGGUAACGCGACCGAGGAUUGGUCAAAGAUCCAGAGUUCGGAUUCCGCGCUUAAGCAUGUGAAAGAUUGGAGUCCGUUCGUCCCAGCUCUCGUUAAUGCGGUGCCCAACAAGGAAGUCGUUGACUGGAAGCUCAUGUGGCGGAACCCCCAGCCCAAGUGGGUCUCCCCGAUGGGCCGGGUCGCCCAGAUCGGAGAUGCUGCACAUAGUCUUCUUCCGACGAGCGCCAGUGGUGCGACUAUGGCUAUGGAGGACGGUUUCACUCUCGCUGCCUGCCUCCACCUCAGUGGAAAGGAUAACAUCCCUAUGGCAGUCCAAGUUUACAACAAGCUACGGUUCGAGCGUGCCUCUUGUGCUCAAAGGAUGGGAUUCAAGACGCGUGAAAAUUGGCAUCACGCGGAUUGGGAUGCCGUGUCGAAGAAUCCAAAAAUAAUCGGCAAGAUCAUCGGUAAAUGGCUAGCAAUGCAUGAUUCGGAGAAGUAUGCAUACGACAAUUAUGCUGCUUGUGCGAAGCAUAUAACUGACGGCACACCUUUUACUAACACGAACACUCCUCCGGGCUACACUUACGAACCAUGGACAGUCGAGGAUCUAUUGAAGGCGGCGAGACAGAAGACUGAUGUUCAGGAUGCCGGUGAUUGGUCUUGAGUUGCCCACUGGCAGGGUAACGUUCAUACCACAAGUCUUCUUGGAGUUCCUGCUGGUCCCUUUAUUAGCUGUAGAUUUGGUCAAUAGAUUCGUCCUCCGAGUCCUGAUGGUACUAUUGUGCAAAAGUGCUUCGAACCUGGUUGAAAUGGCAGAAACAGAAACUAACUAAUUGAGUAUUUUAGUCACUCGAUGGCACGCUCAAUACAAC